AUGACCCUCCUCCAAUUCCUGCGCCAGGCCCGCCAGGUACACCUACAAUUCCUGGCCGGUACUCUAUCCGAAUCACCCAUCUACGUGCUCGGCAAUCCAUCUGCCGACCUGGACUCGAUCAUCUCCGCCAUUGUCUACUCCUACUGCGCCAACAACCGCCUCCCAACCACCACCCCGCGACCCCAUAUCCCCCUCCUCAAUCUCUCCAACAUCCCUGCAGGCUCCGAGCUGUACCGACUAAGACCAGAAUUCGUCACCGCGCUGUGGCUAUCCGCCAGCUUCCCCUCCCUACGGCCCGAGGAGCAAUUUGAUCGAACCUCCGACUCCGCGGGGAAAUUGCUCGGUGAGCAUCUAGUCACGGUUGCGGACUUUGCGCGGAGCCUGAAGGAGCUCUCCAAAACGAAGAAAAUACAGGCAGAUGCGGUUAUGGUCGACUGGAAUGCCAUGCAGGAGCGCGUUGAUGGGAAACCAGGAUAUGGCUCGGUGAGCGGGUUGGAGGAGGUCACUUUCCGCACGGUGGGGUGUAUCGACCAUCACGUCGAUGAGAACUUCGUACCUGGGGCAGAAGACAUCCCCUCCGAUCAGCCAUUGAUCAUCCAGCCGGGGCCUGGGUCGUGCUCUUCAUUGAUCACCAACGAGCUCAAGAAACGUGGGUUCUGGACUGCCAGCCAGGACGCGUCGUCCGCGGCGGAGAUCGCGCAGGUCGCGAAACUGGCGCUGGCGCCGAUUCUGAUCGAUACGUCUAACCUUACCGCGGAAGGAAAGGUCAAGGAUGUGGAUAUUCAGUCUGUCGAUUUCCUGCAAGAGUUAGUCUCCGGGGCGAGUAGCAGCACAGAUCCCGCAUGGGACAUGAAGGCUUUCUACGAGCAGAUCGAUGAUGCGAAGCGGAAUAGUCUGGAUUUGUUGACUCCGGAAGAGAUUCUGGAUCGUGAUUUCAAAGACUGGACUGAGAAGCCUCAAUCCUCUGGGCAGAACAUCAAACUUGGUUUUUGCUCAUCGGUCAAGCCCAUUCGGUGGAUUAUCGAAAAAGCGGGCGAGCCUCACCAAUUCCUUGAGGUUGUUCGCAAAUUUGCGCAGAGGGAGGAUAAAGAGUUGGAUAUGGUGGUCGUCAUGACUUCUUUCUCUUCGGCAGAGGACCAACAUACUCGAGAGCUGUUCAUCUGUGCAUCAGAGGAAGGUGGACAUACAGUGGACGGUAUCAAGAAGUUCAUUAAUGAGUCAAGCUCACUUGGCCUUAUUGAGUGGACGCCCUUGGAUGGAGAGUGUGUGGAUCUGGUUGAGGCUGAUAUUCGAGAUACGCUGAAUGGAACCUCCGAAGUCUGGAGGCACUUGUGGGUGCAGACGAACGCCAAGGCAAGUAGGAAGCAAGUGGCGCCGAUGCUGCGAGAUGCUGUUGCUAAAUUAUAA
This is a messenger RNA of Penicillium subrubescens, 1407 nucleotides long. Its product is annotated as putative exopolyphosphatase. The transcript has a single exon. Gene Ontology annotation, cellular component: cytoplasm. The record is from RefSeq and is a predicted model, not a curated record. Gene Ontology annotation, molecular function: exopolyphosphatase activity. The coding region runs from base 1 to 1407 and encodes 468 amino acids. NCBI's taxonomy places the organism in Eukaryota, Fungi, Ascomycota, Eurotiomycetes, Eurotiales, Aspergillaceae.